Molecule: messenger RNA, 2460 nt
Organism: Columba livia (rock pigeon)
Lineage: Eukaryota; Metazoa; Chordata; Aves; Columbiformes; Columbidae
Gene: PPP2R2A
Product: protein phosphatase 2 regulatory subunit Balpha
Exons: 10
Coding region: 292-1644 (450 amino acids)
Cellular component (GO): protein phosphatase type 2A complex; cytosol
Molecular function (GO): protein binding; protein phosphatase regulator activity
Source: RefSeq, a predicted model, not a curated record
CGCUGGCUGUCAGUGUGGAAGGCGGACGGGAGCUAAAAACGGCUCAGGAGCAUGGCCGGGUGCGUGCAGGGAAUAGCAAUGAGAAUCGCACAGCCACACUUGGGUUCUCCGCUGAAAUCUGAGACGGAGGCUGAUGGAAAACAUCCAAGAGGGUGGCAAACGCGCAGCAAACAGGUUCUGUGGCUCCGCCGAGGAGCUGCUGCGUGAGGAAACGGCAGGAGGAGGAAGCGAGGGAGUGGAGGAAAGAACCAAAACCAAACAAGGAAGACAAGCCGGGGCGAGAUUCGGUGAAUGACUGAAGUGAAGGGAGCUGGAGGAGGAAAUGACAUUCAGUGGUGUUUUUCUCAGGUGAAAGGCGCUGUAGAUGAUGAUGUAGCAGAAGCGGAUAUAAUUUCUACAGUAGAAUUUAACCAUUCUGGAGAGUUGUUAGCAACAGGAGACAAAGGAGGUAGAGUUGUCAUCUUUCAACAGGAGCAGGAGAACAAAACCCAGUCUCACAGUAGAGGAGAAUACAAUGUUUACAGUACCUUUCAAAGCCAUGAACCAGAGUUCGACUACUUGAAAAGUUUAGAAAUUGAAGAGAAGAUCAACAAAAUUAGGUGGUUACCCCAGAAAAAUGCUGCUCAGUUUUUAUUGUCUACAAAUGAUAAAACAAUAAAGUUAUGGAAAAUCAGUGAAAGGGACAAAAGACCAGAAGGUUAUAAUUUAAAGGAAGAAGAUGGACGGUAUAGGGAUCCUACUACAGUUACAACACUACGGGUGCCAGUAUUCAGGCCCAUGGACCUCAUGGUUGAAGCUAGUCCACGAAGAAUAUUUGCCAAUGCUCACACGUAUCACAUCAAUUCCAUCUCCAUUAAUAGCGAUUAUGAAACGUACUUAUCUGCAGAUGACUUGCGGAUUAACCUGUGGCACCUAGAAAUUACAGACAGAAGUUUUAAUAUUGUAGAUAUUAAGCCUGCCAACAUGGAAGAGCUCACAGAGGUGAUAACAGCUGCCGAGUUCCACCCAAACAGCUGUAAUACGUUUGUAUACAGCAGCAGUAAAGGAACGAUUCGUCUCUGCGACAUGAGAGCAUCAGCACUCUGUGACAGGCAUUCAAAAUUGUUUGAAGAGCCAGAAGAUCCUAGCAACAGAUCAUUUUUCUCUGAAAUCAUCUCUUCCAUAUCUGAUGUCAAAUUUAGCCAUAGUGGUCGAUAUAUGAUGACUAGAGAUUAUCUGUCAGUGAAGAUCUGGGAUUUAAAUAUGGAAAAUAGACCUGUGGAAACAUACCAGGUGCAUGAAUACCUCAGAAGUAAACUUUGUUCACUGUAUGAGAAUGAUUGCAUUUUUGACAAAUUUGAAUGCUGUUGGAACGGAUCAGACAGCAUUGUCAUGACAGGAUCUUACAACAACUUCUUCAGAAUGUUUGACAGAAACACAAAGCGAGACAUCACCCUAGAGGCAUCCCGGGAAAACAAUAAACCCCGUACGGUUUUGAAGCCCCGCAAAGUAUGCGCGAGUGGUAAGCGAAAGAAGGAUGAAAUCAGCGUCGACAGCCUAGACUUCAACAAGAAGAUUCUACACACAGCCUGGCAUCCCAAGGAAAACAUCAUCGCUGUAGCUACUACAAACAACUUGUAUAUAUUUCAAGACAAAAUGAAUUAGGGUUGGCAUUCCUAACUGAAGAGUCCACUUCCUCCAUAGUUGAAAUAGUUGAAUCUAGCAUUUGUACCUGUAAAUGAAAGAGAAUGAGAGGUCCAUUAUGGCACCCCUUUCCAGUGUUUAAAAACGUGCCAUAUGACAACACACUUUUAUAGCUACAUGGAGAAAGCUCUGUUGAUCCGUCACUGCGUUCUUCAUGUCUGCUAGCCAUUUAGGUGAGGAUAGGGCACUUUUUAAUUUAAAUGACUACUUGCACCAUCUUGCCUAAUGGACUAGAUUGGACUGUAUCAACAUCGGUUUACUCCACUUUUUAUGCCUUCCAUUGUGAUGACGUCAAACACAGGGAAAGCCUUCAAUCAUGCUAUGGGAUUUAAUUGUGUAACCUCAUUACUGUAUCAUUCGUGGCCCCUUUUUUUUAUUAAAUACAGCUCAUUCUUGCUGUGGCUUGUAGCAUUCCUCCUCCUUCUGGCCUCCUGGACUCCCCCUUUCCCUUUCAUCCCCCUCCACCUCACCUUGGUGGUGGUGUAUAGAAAAUACAAAAUAAAGCACAUGAAAUGGGUCCGUUUGGGGUCAGUGGUAAAGGGGGUCUGUGUUGCAACAAAUGUUUUAAUAAACAGUUGACUGUAAUCACUCCUUGCCAUGUCUGGCACCAAAAAAAAGAGAAAAUAAGGAAAAAAAAACAAACAAACUACUGAAUAAAAGUGACAAAGAAUGGAGAAUCUGUUUUCUUUUUUUUUUUAAUCUACCUCUUUAUACAAAUACUCUGUGUUUUACCUUAGAUGCAUGGAAAUAAAAUGAUGUUUUUUGUAAUGAUUUUAA